GAGAGUUUUGUACGGUUAGAAGUAGGUGGAAGACGAGUCGCGUGGGUUUCUUUGUCCGUUCUACGCUGUUUCCCCCCACAAAGCCAAAGGCAGUACAGUCGGGAUCAAGGGCCUACUGUAUUUUGACUUCUUCGGCGCUCCGUCGCCAGAAAAAUUUGGAGCGUCCAGCUGUACCCCGCCCACUUCCCUGCGGACGUCCGCUGCCAUGGCGACUCUGCUGCACCCCGCCCGGGCCCCGGUCUGGCGACUCCUCAGCCGCCCCUGGCCUGCUGCAGAUGUGCCUCUCCGUGCGCAGAGCCAUGGCGUCGGCCUUUACCCCGAGCACAUCCGCACCUCCCCACUGCAGAAGGCGCUGCUAACCGCCGGCUCUGCCUGCAUGGCGCUCUACAACCCGUAUCGCCACGACAUGGUUGCAGUUCUAGGAGAGACCACAGGACACCAUGCCCUGAAAGUCCUCAGGGACCAGAUGAGGAAGAAUCCAGAGGGUGCCCAGAUCCUGCAAGAGCGACCCCGGAUCUCACUGUCCACUCUCGACCUAGGCAAGCUCCAGAGUUUGCCUGAAGGCUCCCUCGGUCGCGAGUAUCUCCGUUUCCUGGAUGUGAAUGGCGUCUCCCCAGACACCCGAGCUCCCACCCGCUUCGUGGAUGAUGAGGAGCUCGCCUAUGUGAUCCAGCGCUACCGGGAGGUGCAUGAUAUGUUCCACACCCUGCUGGGGAUGCCCACCAACAUACUGGGGGAAAUCGUGGUGAAAUGGUUCGAGGCUGUCCAGACCGGCCUGCCCAUGUGCAUCCUGGGUGCACUCUUUGGACCCCUCCGACUCAAGGCUCAGAACCUGCACGUGCUGAUCUCCGAGCUGAUCCCCUGGGCAGUCGAGAACGGGCGCAGAGCCCCAUGUGUCCUCAACCUCUACUACGAGCGGCGCUGGGAGCAGCCCCUGCAGGCUCUGCGGGAGGAGCUGGGCAUCACGGCACCCCCAGAGCACAUCCAGGGCCUGGCCUAGCCGCCCCCCCAGCUGCCCAGCCUGGGGGGGCUGGGCCUGCCCCCUCGCACCUGCUUCCCUCAGGGCAGAGGGGUCCUUUGCCCCAACCUUUGUUCCUUCUCUGUAAACACUGACCUUUGGACAUCAUUUGUCAUUGCUGUCAUAACCACUACUGACUGGCCUUGAGGACCAACCCAGGGGAGCAGGGAGCACUGGGGCUCCUGGGGAGCCAGGAGCUGCCCAGAGAAAGCCACAUGUAAACAGGGAUGUCCUGGGUCUACAGCACCUGCUCCGGAUGCCUGCUGCCAGCCAGGGUCUUCUGGGGCCAAGCUGGGUAUGCUCAGGAAUGAGGGCUUGCCCAGCUGCAAAGGCCUAAGAAGAGGGAGGGGAGGGAGGAGCGGGUCUGCUGUCUGAAUAAAGGCUCCAUCAGGCCAAGUA
Molecule: messenger RNA, 1417 nt
Organism: Tupaia belangeri chinensis (Chinese tree shrew)
Lineage: Eukaryota; Metazoa; Chordata; Mammalia; Scandentia; Tupaiidae
Gene: COQ4
Product: coenzyme Q4
Exons: 7
Coding region: 206-1000 (264 amino acids)
Biological process (GO): ubiquinone biosynthetic process
Cellular component (GO): mitochondrial inner membrane; mitochondrion
Source: RefSeq, a predicted model, not a curated record